UAGUGACAGAGAUGACUGCAUUGGACUGCAUCAUCGGCGGUUUGGGUUUGGUUGCAAGUCUGCGGUUGCGCGGCCGCUUCCUCCCCCGAUCAGCUGUCAAAAUAAUAUCCCAACAUAAAAAAUUAUUAAUACAAGUGUGAAAUAAUUAUGGCGGUAUCGCAUGCAAUAAACUGUGGAGAUAUUGUUCAUCUUAAUGUUGGAGGAACGAGGUUCUCCACGUCUCGCCAAACGUUGUCCUGGGUCCCCGACUCAUUUUUCACGGCACUUCUGAGUGGCCGAAUUUCCAGCUUACGAGAUGAGACUGGAGCGCUGUUUAUAGACAGAGAUCCAAAAAUAUUUUCAGUCAUUUUGAGUUACCUGAGAACAAGGGAUAUCGAUCUGAAAAAUGCAGAUCUUCGUGCUCUUAGGCACGAGGCUGAAUAUUACGGCAUUGCGCCCUUGGUCAAGCGAUUAAUGCUCUGUGAAGAUUUAUCCCAAUCAUCGUGCGGUGACGUUUUAUUUUAUGGCUACUUGCCGCCACCGAAUAUCCCUCUGCAAGAACCAGCCACAGCAAUAACACCGGCCAAUGAUGUUUCUGUACAUGGCAGAACAGGCGGCGUCCCGAUGAUUUCCAGAGUCGAGAUUCCUAAUAACCAGCAAUCGAUUAUCGUCACAUCGUGUUCUUCUAGUACCAGUAAUAGUAAUGUGAAUAAUGGAAGUCAACAAAGUCAACGAGCUUCUCUUCCAACUCAUGUACGUAAUUCUUCUCUCGAUUACCGAGUCUCACAGCGAGGAUUACCCCAUACACGCACUCCGUCCCUAGAUUUGAGGCAUGUUAGAAAUGGUUCAGCGGAUCUGAACAAGAUAUUCAGAAAUGACGUUGGUCUAGUGUUUGGUGGUCAGCAAGUUUCAGCAUGGGUCGAUCCGUUGAGGGUGCAAAUUAUAAAGGCCCACCACAACUGGAUAGUCAUUGCUUACGCACACUUUAUAACUUGCUACCGUUUAAAAGAUUCGUCCGGUUGGCAGCAUGCAUUCACAAGUCCUCAUAUCGAAUCAAUAAUUGAACGAGUAGCAAUAAAUGCUAAAAUGGGUAGCGGCACAGAUGGUAAAAUGGUCGCAAUUUCAUACGGAAGUCAAGUUCGACUGUGGAGCGUGUCGGAGGAAGGGAUAAAGACAAAUAUCGGAACAUUCAAUCUGAACGUUCGUGUUGAAUAUCUAUUUUUCAUUGGUAGCCAGUUGGUUGCCCUUUCUUCGACUGGGAAAAUUGGAGUGUGGCAUGCCAUGACCCACCACUGGCAAAUACAAGAUGUUGUUCCGAUAUCGUCUUUUGAUACAGCUGGUUCAUUUCUGUUGCUCGGAUGCAACAAUGGAUCCAUUUAUUAUAUUGAUAUGCAGAAAUUUCCACUCAGAAUGAAGGACAAUGAUUUAUUGGUCACUGAGCUCUACCGUGAUCCCAGUCAUGAUCCGAUCACUGCUAUUUCUGUUUAUCUUACACCAAAGACCAAAGAUUUCCUAUACCUUCUCACAGGUCUGUGUGGGAAUUGGAUUGAAAUUGCUUACGGUACAAAAUCGGGGAGCGUACGCGUUAUCGUACAGCAUCCUGAGACUGUCGGUCACGGACCUCAACUCUUCCAAACAUUCACUGUCCAUCAGAGUAGCGUUACUAAGGUUACACUGUCAGAAAAGUUCCUGGUAUCUGUAUGCUCUGAAUACAAUCACGUUAGAAGUUGGGCAGUAACAAGAUUUCGAGGUAUGAUAUCCACACAGCCAGGGUCCACUCCGGAAGCUAGUUUUAAGAUAGUUUCACUCGACGCUGUUGAACCGUGCGUUAGUUACAACGCUGGCAACGAUUUUGGUCCGUUUGGUGAACAGGACGACGAACAAGUAUUUGUGCAAAAAGUUGUGCCGGAAACAGAUCAACUGUUUGUGAGACUCGCUUCCAAUGGCAAUAGAGUUUGUGUGAUUGAAUCGGUAGAUGGUAGCGUUAUAAGUUCAUUCUGUGUCCACGAGUGCGAAGGAUCCAGUCGCAUGGGAUCUAGACCUAGGCGGUUCAUUUUCACCGGUCAUUCUAAUGGAGCCAUCCAGAUGUGGGACCUAACUACUGCCUUAGAUUUGUGUUCUAAAAUUGACCAGGUGAAAAAAGUUAACGGCGGCCCGACACCGGAAGAAUUAUGGAAAUUACUGGACCAAUGUGAUUUGAGCAACAGCCACUGCUCGACUCCGUGCAUCAGUCCUUCUCCGUCGCUAAUAUCAGCUGGAACUCGAAUUAAGGCAAGCAAUGUACUAUUUUUAAAUCAAUCUCAACAUCUGGAACCUCCCAAUGGUUCCAGUCAGCUUACGUGAAUGCAAAUAUCAGAAAUAACACCAGGGAUGGUGAAAAUAUUUGCCAGUCAAACUUAAUCAUUGAAUAGAGAGUUGUAUUUGAGUUGAAACGCAAACUUUGGCCAGCUGGUUUUUUUUUAUCUGGAGCAAGUUUUCUGUUUGCACUUGAUCGUCUUUCUAUCAUCACUGUUACUCAAUCUAUAUGAUUCGUAAUUUAAUAUUUCGUUUAUUAACAAUUAGUUGACCUUAUCUUCAACUUUAUUUGAAGUUCCUACAGCAUCUAUACGUUUAUCGAUGUGAAGUUACACUCGAAUUAUAGUUGAUCUUUAACUUAUUAUCAUUAUUAUUAUAAUUUUUAAAUUACGCGCCCGAAUCUGAACUAGUCUUUCAAAAAUUAAAGAAUCCCCCCUCCCAAAUUACCCGUCAUAUGGCGUACCGCUCCGCCGUCGUUGGUAAUUACAGCCGCGAGUAACUCGUGUGUAACUUCUCGAAGUGAAGUGCAAUAUCUUUUCUAAUAAUGAAAUCCAGAGGAAAGUAAUUAAAAAUUAGCACUAGACUCAAUAUGUUGCAUUUCGUUACUGAAUCGUUGCUGAACGCAAGAGCGUCAGAGAUAGUCAUUUUAUGUGGUAUCCGCAUAAGUAGCCGUCUCUCUUACUAAAGGGUCAGCGUUCAGGAAUCAAUAAAUGACCCCAUGUGUAUAAGAACGUCCUCAUCACACCAAUGGGUCACUAUGCAUUCAUGGUAUAUUUUAAAUAAUUUAUGUUGAUAGGACAAAGAUAAUGAAUAUCUUAUGAUUCGCUAUGGAAUAAUAUUAUAGCCUAAUUUUCUUGGUCUUCGAUGCAAUUAAAAAAUGAUGGUAAUGCUGAGUUAUUUUUCAGUUGGUUGCAUGUACUUUAUUGGCGCGUAGCGUUUGUACUAUUUUUCAAGUCAAAGGUACAAAUAUUCAUACAAUGUUUUUUUUUUCUACAAUAUAUAGUUGAAGGUCUUGACGUUUGCUUGAUAAAUGAACUUCUGGAUGAUUUUCAUACCAAUUAUGAACGGAGGAUGAUGUUCUCAUUGUAACAAACCAUUAAAAUGGCAUCAAAUGUAUAAAGUUUUGAUAAAUAGUUAUACUGAUAUAUUUUUGUUAUAUUUAUCUCAAAGACAUGUAUGGUAUAGGUAGAAUUGCGCAGCUAGAAAUUCCUUGUGUAAUCAUACGUACGUACAACGUGGUAGCAACGAAUAACGGUCUUUAUUGCAUUUAGUUUUCAAAUAAUUUCUAGGUUUAGUUGAAACUCCACUUCAGGACAAUGCGUUGUAUUUAUUGCCGAUGCUUGAGGCAUUUUUAACUCCGCGACUCUGAGUAAAUGUAUAAUAACAAUAGAAUAUUAUAUAAUAAUGCUGUUGUAAUUAUCUUCUCUGUGAUCUAAAUAAAUUAAAUGCAGUUUUCUACUACUGAAAAUUUUCUGGGUUCAAACAGAGCAUAAAUAUAUUGAAUUUAUUUAAAAACGUUUAUUUAUUAUUUAUCAACAUUUAUAUUAGGUACAUUAAAAAAUAGUCAUACCUUUUGCACCAACAUUAUCUAGAUUUGUUUGAAAAUGUCAAUGCCACUUCACAAUUAUUUAGUCUAUUUAAACACCUAUGUACUCCUACACCCGUUUUCCAAGACAAGGGUAUACGAACCAUUCUAUAAGUAUUUAUCAAUAAUUCAUAUCUGCGAACAUUCGCCUGAAGUAAAUUUUAUUCUGCACUGAUAACAAUAACGAGUGAAUAAGCCUGGUUAAAAUGCGAUCAAUUAUCACAGGACUUCCACUGUUUGCUUGAUUAAAACAGUGACAUAAGCGGUGUAAUGAAAUCCCUGUUAUCACAUCAGCUGUUCAACUUACUUUUAUUUUACACGAUCGAAUUAUGGAUGUACCUGUGUAUAACGAUGCUUGGGACUGGAAGGAGAAAAUCUCUUCCAUGUUUGUGUAUAAAUAACUGAAUCAUUUACAGGCACUGUGGUGAUAUAUUUUUCUAUACACGAUGAGAUUUAACUUGCAAACUGUUAUUCUAGAAAACAUUCUCGUAUUAUUCGCCGCAUGUGCCUUCUGCAGGAACAAUAUAAACUCGCAGGUCCUAUAAGGAUUUUGAACUAUAUGUCAAAUUGUACGUCUAAAUACUGUGUUUAUAGUAUUAUAAAGUGAUAUGGAAGACAUUGAAGAUUUCA
Molecule: messenger RNA, 4489 nt
Organism: Neodiprion fabricii
Lineage: Eukaryota; Metazoa; Arthropoda; Insecta; Hymenoptera; Diprionidae
Product: BTB/POZ domain-containing protein KCTD3
Exons: 10
Coding region: 148-2322 (724 amino acids)
Biological process (GO): protein homooligomerization
Molecular function (GO): protein binding
Source: RefSeq, a predicted model, not a curated record